Messenger RNA from Telopea speciosissima, 1832 nucleotides. RefSeq names its product UPF0481 protein At3g47200-like. NCBI's taxonomy places the organism in Eukaryota, Viridiplantae, Streptophyta, Magnoliopsida, Proteales, Proteaceae. Bases 172 to 1821 code for a protein of 549 amino acids. The record is from RefSeq and is a predicted model, not a curated record. The transcript has a single exon.
UCUUUUCAAACAUAUGGAUUAGGUUUUAAAACUCUAAGCAGCAAUAAUCAUUGUUCACCAACCCUUUCCAGCUUAAAUAACAGAAAAAGAGGAACAGAGGAGAAGAGGGGGAGCUUGUGAAAGAACAGAAAAUUUGAUUUCAGAGCACAAAGCCAUUAUAGUCUGAGAAAAAUGGUAGCAGUGUUUAACAAGGAGCUCUUAAGUUGGUAUCUCAUCACUGUUAAACUCAGGGAGACUGUAGAAGCUGGAACCGCAAAGUCACCUGAUUCUACCCCAUCACGUGACCCGCGAGUGGAUCCAGCCCAACAACAGCCACAGCCACAGCCAAAGACCCAGUUGGAGAAGCAAGAACUCCCCUUUUCCCAUUUGAUAACAGUCAAUGGUGGCGGAGAAAAUGUCGAAGAAGAAGAAGAAGGGAAUCGGAAGGAAUCAGAGCACGUGAUCUCCAUUAGAGAGAAGCUAGAGCAAGCACGUCAAGAUCAUGACGCAGCCUCAUGGUCCAAGCUGUGUAUCUACAGAAUACCAAGGAUUCUCCGUGAGGGCCACGAAUCCCACAAGGCCUUCGUUCCCCAAAUCGUUUCCUUGGGCCCCUACCAUCACGGUCAGAAGCACCUCCUAGACAUGGAGGGGCACAAAUGGCGUUCCCUCCACCAGAUUCUCAAGCGAAACCGCCAAGACGCGAAUCUCUACCUCGACUCCAUUGGGGAGCUCGAGGAAAAGGCUCGCGCGUGCUACGAAGGCCCAAUCCUUCUCAGCAGCUACGAAUUCGUGGAGAUGAUGGUGCUCGACGGCUGUUUCAUGCUCGAGUUCUUCCGAGGCGCCGCCGAGGAUUUCAAGCAUCUGGGUUACUCCCGCAAUGACCCGGUUUUCGCAAUGCGGGCAGUGAUGCAUUCGAUCCAGCGUGACAUGAUCAUGCUGGAGAAUCAGAUCCCUCUGUUUGUACUCGAUCGCCUUCUGGGUCUCCAGAUUGGUGAGCCCGACCAAAGAGGAUUGGUGGCCAAACUCGCACUCCGAUUCUUCGAUCCAUUAAUACCAACAGACGAGCCGCUUAGGCAGCGCGAGAGGAACAAAUUGGUAUCAUCACUGAGUCGUUCAUCCGGUACCACCACUACCCCAUUCGACCCCUUCGCGGACCAGACGGGCCUCCACUGCCUGGACGUGUUCCGAGGGAGCCUAUUACGGAAAGGGCCAACACCCGAACCACCGACGGCGUCGAGGAUUUGGAUGAAGAGGAAGUCGCGCACGGUGAGGGUGGCGGACAAGCGGCGGCAGCAGUUAAUCCAUUGCGUGACAGAGUUGAAAGAGGCAGGGGUGGAAUUCAGGAAGAGGAAGACGGAUCGUUUCUGGGAUAUCAAGUUCGAGAACGGGGUGCUGUGGAUACCGAGGCUUUUGAUCCAUGACGGAACCAAAUCGCUUUUCCUGAACCUGAUAGCGUUCGAGCAGUGCCACCUGGAUUGCAGCAACGAUAUCACGUCGUACGUGAUAUUCAUGGACAAUCUCAUAAACUCGCCAGAGGAUGUGGCGUACCUACACUACCGUGAUAUCAUCGAGCACUGGUUGGGAAGCGACGCAGAGGUGUCGGAGUUGUUCAACAAGUUAUGUCAGGAGGUGGUUUACGACAUCAACCAUAGCGAACUUGCUCGGUUGUCUGAGCAGGUGAAUCGAUACUGCAACUACAGGUGGAACGCAUGGAGGGCUAGUUUGGCGCACAACUAUUUCAAUAACCCAUGGGCCAUCAUCUCCGUUUUCGCUGCUGUGUUCUUGUUGCUUCUCACUUCGUUACAGACCUUUUACAGUGUUUAUGCAUACUACAGGCCCUGAAACAAACGAAA